AUGCUGGCACAAACGUUCAAAAAGCCAUGUAGGGCAGUCGUGGAACGGGUAUCCGGGACCACAGUGUUUGUCAGAAACAAGAGAACAACGAGCAAGAGCGCGUUGUCGCCCUUGACACAGAGGGUCGUUACACAGCUGAGUGUGAUGUCUGCGAGUAGAAAGCAGCCCAAACUGCUGAAGCUGUCGCGCGAGGACCUGAUCAAACACCAGACCAUCGAGAGAUGCUGGUCACUCUACCAGCAGCAACAGCGCGACCGCAGGAAUACGCAGCUGGAAUUGCAGUUCAAAAGCAUCCAGGGUGCCAUGUCCCUUCUGCAAGAACUCAGCCCUCUGCUGUUCGAGGCUGCCAACGCCUCCGAAAAGGGCAAGCGGUUCCCCAUGGAAAUGAAGGUACCCACCGACUUCCCACCCGACACGCCAUGGCAUUAUCACUUCCGGAAGUCAUAG
Messenger RNA from Saccharomyces kudriavzevii IFO 1802, 447 nucleotides. RefSeq names its product mitochondrial 54S ribosomal protein mL40 (gene MRPL28). NCBI's taxonomy places the organism in Eukaryota, Fungi, Ascomycota, Saccharomycetes, Saccharomycetales, Saccharomycetaceae. Gene Ontology annotation, molecular function: structural constituent of ribosome. Gene Ontology annotation, biological process: mitochondrial translation. The transcript has a single exon. Bases 1 to 447 code for a protein of 148 amino acids. The record is from RefSeq and is a predicted model, not a curated record.